Molecule: messenger RNA, 1479 nt
Organism: Clonostachys byssicola
Lineage: Eukaryota; Fungi; Ascomycota; Sordariomycetes; Hypocreales; Bionectriaceae
Source: the annotation of a GenBank genome assembly
AUGGAGCACGCUGUGUUACCAGUCGACAUAGAAGCCAGUUCGACCGAUGGCGACAACACUGCCGGAGGUGCAAAAGAGGCGACAUUGACGCAAAUCGAGGAGGAUGACAGAUGGGACAAGGACCCUGAAAAUCCCCUAAACUGGGGCCCGAGAGCCAAGUUCAUACAGAUUGCUAUGCUCUCAUCUGCCACAUUCCUCGGCUCAGUCGCCACAUCCAUUGUUAGUCCAUCCGUGGCGUAUGUGAUGGUGGAAUUCUCGGUUUCACGGACUGUCGCCAUUCUUUGCCUCGCACUCUACGUCUUAGCACUUGCAUUUGGUCCUGUCAUCGGUGGACCUUUAUCUGAAACGAUCGGUCGCCGAUACGUCUACAUUGGUUGUAUCCUGACAGGUGUGCUGUUCACAAUCGGUGCCUCUCAGGCCACCAACUUUACUGCGCUGUGCGUCUUGAGAUUUUUCUCCGGCUUCUGCUGGGGUCCUACCUUGGCUGUCACGGCGGGAUCGAUCAUUGAGGUCUUCAGAGCCGAGGCAAGAGGACCUGUGAGCGCAAUAAUUGUGCUGAUGGCUUUUCUUGGUCCUGGCCUGGGGCCCGUGAUAGGAGCGUUUGCUGUUAGUCGACAUGGUUGGCGCUGGCCAUACUACUGUCUUCUUGUUAUAUCUGCAGCCCCUUUGACGCUUUCAAUACUUUCCAAGGAGACCUUCCACCCUCUGCUUCGAAGAAGACUUGCUAAAAGUCGGGGUGAGCCAGUCUCUCCUUCCCAGCCACUGUCGGUGCGUCUUAGGGAAUUUGCCCUUGUCGCUGUCAUCCGACCUGUCCGAAUGCUGGUUCUCGAACCGAUUGUUACUUUCAUCUGUCUCUACGUUGCUCUUGGGUUCGGCACCCUGUUCAGCUUCUUCGCUGCAGUGCCGUAUACCUUCACCUCUGUAUAUAGGUUUGAUGUCGAGCAAUGCGGUCUGGUCUUUCUUUCUGUUGUUAUCGGGUGUUUCCUUGGACUUAUCACCAUCGUGCUCUGUGAUAAGCUGAUAUACCAGAAGAAAGUCAGCCAAUUUCCACCCAACAAGGUACCUCCUGAGCACCGCCUCUAUGCUGCCAUGGUCGGCAGCUUGGUGUUGCCGAUCGGGCUUUUCUGGUUCGGAUGGUCGGCACGUGCUGGCGUGUCGUGGGCCAGCCCUGCAGCAGCCAUCUCAUUCUUUGCCUGGGGGAAUAUCUCCAUCUUUAUCACCACAUUUCAGUAUAAGACUGACACAUACACCGGCAACGUAAUUGCCAGCGCGGCCAGCGCCAACAGUUUGGCCAGGUAUGGAUUUGCCGCAGCUUUCCCACUCUUUACAGUUCAGAUGUACCAAAAGUUGGGCAUCUCCUGGGCUAGUAGCCUUUUGGGAUUCUUCUCCCUUGUGCUAUUGCCUGUUCCCUGGGUGCUGUUCAAAUAUGGGCCACACAUCAGAGCAAAGAGCCAGUACGAGACGAUCCAAUACAGCUAA